GAUCAAGAAAUGGAUCCAGGUGGACUGAAACACAGCAUUAACAAGGACAAGGGCUUGGCUUUCGGUAAACUCUCAGAGAGCGGUGUAGAAGGAAGCUUCUCGGGUGACGCAGGUGGUUCCAAGUCCACCACAUCAACCUCCCUGAUGCAUCUGCCAGGCUCCAGACCUCAGCCACCAGCCAGAGACUCCGCCAACGGACUGAAUGUCACUACGACUCAGAUGGAGCUCUCCACAGGGGGACUCACUAUAGAGGAGUCUGAAGUGAAGGUAAUGGAGAAGGCCCUUAGAAUGCAGCAGCCACAGAAACCGCAGCAGAACCAACAGCUGUUUGAGAACUUUGCUCUGUUGGAGGCGAGUAUUGCAGAUUUGAAUCGAUCCAACACCCCAGGGAGCUCUGUACUUGAACGCCCUCAUGACCUUUUCUCUCUGAAAACGGAGAAGGACAGGCUUGACAUGGGGUCAGUCAGCUUUGGACAGUCACAGAAGGACUUGGAUGUCAACGAGAGGCUCCUUGGCGACAAUACAAUGGACAUUCUGCAGGAUUUGGACUUGCCUGGCUCUCUGUCUGACCUGAAUGAGUUUUACGUGUCUGAUGAGGCUGCUUUCCUUUCCUCCCUGUCAGUGGAGGAUGUCCUGCUCGAGGACGGCAACAUGGAAACCAAGCCCAUAGACUGUAGCAAUGGGGGAAACUGUACAAAUGUGGACAGCGCGGACCAGCAGAAGCAGCUUCUGGAGCCAGGCAUCUCCAUGCCUGUCAUCAAGACGGAGGAGGAUGCUGACACCUCCUUCAUCCAGCUUUGCACCCCAGGGGUCAUCAAGCAAGAGAAUGAUCGUCGGAGCUAUUGUCAGAUAUCCAGCCUGGACUUGCCUAGUACCCACAACUCGGUGGGUUCCAUGAGCGGGCCGAGUUACCCCUAUGGAGCAAACACCUCGACGGCAGUGAGUCUACAGCAGGAUCAGAAGCCUGUCUUUGGCCUGUAUCCCCCACUGCCCUCGGUCAGUGACAGCUGGAACAGAGGCAACGGAUACGGGGCUGGAUCAGGGAUGUCGAGCUCAUCUUUUCCUGUCGGCUUCAGCAGUCCAACGGCGAGACCCGAGGCCAGCGGCUCCACAUCGUCAGCCAAGCCCAGCGGUCCAACUCAUAAGAUCUGCUUGGUGUGUUCGGACGAGGCGUCUGGUUGCCACUAUGGAGUCCUCACCUGCGGAAGCUGCAAGGUCUUCUUCAAGAGGGCCGUUGAAGGAUGGAGAGCACGACAAAACACAGAUGGACAACACAACUAUCUGUGCGCUGGGAGGAACGACUGCAUCAUAGACAAGAUCCGCAGGAAGAACUGCCCGGCGUGCCGCUUCCGCAAGUGUCUCCAAGCAGGGAUGAAUCUGGAAGCGAGGAAAAACAAGAAGCUGAUCCGAUUAAAAGGUCAGCAGACGACGAUGGAGCCGAGCCCUCCCCCACCUGACGAGAGGGCCUGCGCCCUGAUCCCCAAGUCCAUGCCCCAGCUGGUACCCACCAUGCUGUCCCUGCUCAAAGCCAUCGAGCCGGAGGCCAUUUACUCUGGCUACGACAGCACCAUUCCCGACACCUCCACCCGCCUCAUGACCACCCUCAACAGGCUGGGCGGACAGCAGGUUGUCUCAGCCGUCAAAUGGGCCAAGUCCCUACCAGGGUUCCGGAACCUUCACCUGGAUGACCAGAUGACCCUGCUGCAGUGCUCCUGGCUGUUCCUCAUGUCGUUCGGCUUGGGCUGGCGCUCCUACCAGCAGUGUAACGGAGGGAUGUUGUGCUUCGCCCCUGACCUGGUUAUUAAUGAUGAGAGGAUGAAGUUGCCUUACAUGACCGACCAGUGUGAGCAGAUGCUGAAGAUCUCCACUGAGUUUGUGAGGCUGCAGGUGUCUUAUGACGAGUACCUGUGUAUGAAAGUCCUGCUGCUGCUCAGCACAGUACCAAAGGAUGGAUUGAAGAGCCAGGCUGUGUUUGAUGAGAUCCGCAUGACCUACAUAAAGGAGCUGGGGAAGGCCAUCGUCAAGCGGGAAGAGAACUCCAGCCAGAACUGGCAGAGGUUCUAUCAACUUACUAAGCUACUGGACUCCAUGCAAGAGAUGGUGGGGGGCCUCCUGCAGAUCUGUUUCUACACAUUUGUGAAUAAAUCCCUGAGCGUGGAGUUCCCGGAGAUGCUGGCUGAGAUCAUCAGCAACCAGUUACCGAAAUUCAAAGAUGGGAGCGUCAAGCCCCUUCUGUUUCAUGCCUUAAACCAUGACACAAUGCCUUAAAACCCCAGCCUCCCCUGCCUUCUGUCCUCUCGCCCGCCCGCCAGCCAGACCCGCCUAUUUUCCCUGCAGAUGGCCCAGGACCCCCACCAGUACGGAUUAAUGUAAUGAGAGCGUGCUCCUGAAUCGGUUUCCAGAGGACUCCGAUGGAGAAAUAGAACUUGCAAAGGAGAAUGACACAGUGACCGAGCGACAGGUCACAAACUAGACUGACCCUUCUGAAUCAAACAGAAACUUUUCUGGAAUCGUGUUUAGACCGUGAAUCACUUCAUAACAGUUGAUUAUUGUGAGAUUGGAGGAAUCAAAUUCUACCAACGAAAAGAGAUUAAUAUUUUGAAUUGAUUUUAUGCAUGCACACACUGCUCUUCUUUUUUACACAGGAUUAUCAGAAAAGGGAAAAUGUGCCUUUUUUUGGUUUAGCUUUGCAGGCUGUCUAUAGCCAUUCUUCUCAAACUGUCAAAAGCAAGUAUUUUGCAUAGGAAUCUAAUAUAAACACUUUUGUAUGUAUUUCUAUCUGUUAUUCACAAUGGCAGUUUCUAUCCUCUAAACAGCCAUGUUUCUUUUCUCAAGUGGGCAGCUUAAUGAUCCCCAGAAGUGAACUAGCAAGAGUGAGCUCCUUAUGUAAGGUAAUGAAAUCCAACAUUUAUGUCCAAUUUCAUUCUCCACAACCUUUCAGUAGUUUACUCAAAAGCAUCAAUAAUGCUUUGUGGUAUUCAUAAGGAGAAUUUGGUUCCUGCCCAUGUCUGAGCUUAUGUCACAUACAGAAUGUCAUAAUUCAACAGUGGGAAAAAAAUGAUUCACAUUUGUUAUAGGUGAAACAUCAGUUAAACCUUUACAGUACCAGUCAAAAGUUUAGACAUAUUUAGUCAGUCCAGGGUUUUUCUUUAUUUUUACUAUUUUCUACAUAAUAGAAUAAUAGACCGGUGAAAAUCAGGUUGAGAGUACGUCAAGAGUGUGCAAAGCUGUCAUCAAGGCAAAGUGUGGCUACUUUGAAGAAUCUCAAAUAUAUUUUGAUUUAACUCUUUUUUUGGUUACUACACGAUUCUAUGUGUUAUUUCAUAGUUUUGAUGUCUUCACUAUUAUUCUACAUUGUAGAAAAUAGUAAAAAUAAAGAAAAACCCUUGAAUGAGUAGGUGUGUCCAAACUUUUGACUGGUACUGUAUGUGUAACAGGUUAAGUCUUCGUGUUAAAGGGAGGGCUCACUUCAUGUUAAAACCGGCCUUGAUUUGCGAGCUAAAUGAAAAUGCCAGCGUUGGUCUAGGGGAUGGGAGUUUGCAGCAGUGGCUAAUGAUUGUGUGUGUGUGAGAGCAAAAAGGACAGAAAGUAACAACCUGAACAAGUUUGUUCAUAUGAUAUGAAAACGGAUGUAUUUAUUUCAAAGUUGUCACAACCCUAUUUCUUAUGAUGCGUCAAGCUGAGUUUGAGAGCAUACGCACAGUCACUAUUCUCUGGGAGUUGCAAAUAAAUUAUGUAAAAUGUCACAAGGUCUUCAGUUUGGCCCGUUUUACCGUCACCUGUGUGUAUUAUACUAGUGCCAAACCAGAACUGUUUAAUUGUUUUGCUGUCCAAGCAUUAUUAUUCUAUGCUUCAGGGUGCUCAUUUUAUAAAAAAUAUUAUUGGGUAAAAAUAAUAAGUACACCAGCUAACGAGGAAUACAAGUAUUGAUUGUUGUUCACAAGAUCAUGUAGAUGUUUUCAAGCCAUUUUGUAUACUUGUACUCUGAGACUCUUGAACUUGCAAUGGUGUUUUGUAAUGCUAUCAAAGUAUGGUGACCUGCACAUUUCCCUGUGAAAACGAAGUUCGCCGUCCCUGCUAGAAGUCAUUCUCUCUCUCUCUUGAGGUAAACACCAGCUUAUGCCAUGUAAAAGCCCAAAGUAAAAUGGCUUUUGGUGUGCAAGUGCAGAAUCAUUGCUAUAAGGCUUUCUACUUGGUCUCAGAAUUGUUUUAUUCUAACUUCUAAGCUCCUUCUUCGUAAUCAUUAGGCCAGGAUAGUUAACAAACAAAAUGGCAGCCAUGUGAUCUAACUACCUCAUGUAGUCAUCCUUUCAGUCAGACUGAUGGAAUGACCACGUGAGAUGGAUCCCCUGGUGCUGCUCUCUGCACGUGUUUUGGGGUGAGAUUGACAUAUUUUGGUUUACUUUCACAUAGUGUUAGAGGACUGUCUCUGUUCUGGUCUUCGAUUGGUCAAACCAGCUUGAUCAUAUCCUAAUGAUCACUGCAUUGCCGUAGAUGUACGUACAUAUAGGGUAACAUCCCUGAAGUUUUGAUUAAUACAUGUUUCAUGACAACUUUUGACAGAAUACCUGUAUAUUCCUAUACUAAUUUGUUUUUUUUCUCAAACAAGUUUCACUUAAGGCCUUGCAAAAGGGAGACAGAGAGCCAUACAAAAAUGUGGGUUUAAAUUCAGGAAAACUUAACUGUCAAUGCUUUUGAAAAUGGAUUUCUUUUAAAACAACUAUUUUCAGUAAUUUUGAAUAUCAGUUUGAUCCUCUUUGAUAUGAAUCAUUUUACUGUCUUUUUGUGCAUUUGAUGAGUAAGACAGUAAUUGUUUUAUUUUUCUGUUGGUUUGUGUUUGACAAAGAUACAUGUAUUGCAUAUGUACUUAGAAAGUGUUAAUAUGUUGUCUGACUAAAUAUAAAUCAAUGGGAAAGAUUAUAUGAAAGACCACUUUGUUUUAGAAAAUGUGGGUUUUGGGAGGGGAUGAAGGACUGGAGUAUAUUUUGUAUAGUGCAACAGAGUUGCCAAAGCAGAGAGAACAGAAGUAUUCAAGCAGCCAGUUACAUUUACAGUAGCACUUAUCCAAUUAUAGUACCUAUUUUUAAAUAUAUUUUGUAAUGGUCUAAGCUUUGUAUAUUGCUGUGAGGAUUAACCAGUCAUUUAAAAAUACAUUUAAAAAAAGGUAUUUGUGUGAAAGUAAUCUACCAGAGAAUUUGCACUACCACGUUUCAUAAUAAAUAGGAAAGGAGCUAGGUCUGUACUCCAAGUCUUAGCUGUGAAAGAAAUGGUCGUUUUUCACUGCAAACACUAAAUACUGACCUGCCUCAUUUCCCAUUGAUUUCAGAUUGAUUUGUUUUGGUUUACGAACCACAAAACGGCCUACAAGAAUCUACAAAUAUGUUAAUUCACUACCUCAUACUGGUUGAGAGUCUAUUUUCUGUAUAAAAUACAUGCAAAUAGUAUCUUUAAAGAUUGAGGGCAGAUCAUAUUUCACUGGUAUAUGGCUUUCAUUAAAGUCUGUUCUGUUUGUAUUUCAGUUCUGUACAUGUAAUCCAAAUGUAAAGAAUAUAUACAUUGUCUAUUUGUUUACAAAAUAGUUUGUAUUACUGCUGUCAAUGUCAAUAUUUUCACCAAUUUGAUUAAAUGUUGGACUAAAAUGUCUGUAGUUCUGGUUGCUCUAGUUUCACUUCAUGACCUCCUAGGUGAUUAUCAAAUGUUUCUCCAGAUAAACCUGUUCAUAAAAUAAAAGCUUUUUCAAUCAUU
This is a messenger RNA of Salmo salar (Atlantic salmon), 5745 nucleotides long. NCBI's taxonomy places the organism in Eukaryota, Metazoa, Chordata, Actinopteri, Salmoniformes, Salmonidae. The record is from RefSeq and is a predicted model, not a curated record.